Molecule: messenger RNA, 678 nt
Organism: Babesia ovata
Lineage: Eukaryota; Apicomplexa; Aconoidasida; Piroplasmida; Babesiidae
Product: phage repressor, putative
Exons: 2
Coding region: 1-678 (225 amino acids)
Source: RefSeq, a predicted model, not a curated record
AUGGUCGUGCCCGGCGAGUGCCUUGAGCGCGUCGGUGAGAUUGCUGUUCUGGUAACUGCCGUGGAGCUGUGUCCACAGAGGGAACAGCUUGUCGAUGGCCUCAUCGCUCAGGUGCGUUUGGUAACUCUCAUGGUGAGAGUACGCACGCCGGGACGAUUCGUGAUCCCACACUCUGAGCAUUUGGAAGAACAGCGCGAACACGUCGCCGACGAGGCCAAGGUCCCAGAAGCCGAGCGGGGUGAGGCACUGCUGACCCGGUUGGUUGGAGGGGCAGUUGGCGCAUUCGAUGGCAUUGUCAACUACACUGAGCUUAUGCGGCAGGAGGCUGGGACAGCUGUCUGUGAGGAACGACUGCAGCGGAGAUGUGGGCGGGCAGUUGUGACUUGCGUCGGUGGCCUGGUUGUCGUAGGUGUUACACUGCCAGUGGGAGGACGGCACCUGCCGACCGUAGUGGCACUCCCGCCAGCCCUUGGUUGUGGCGGUGGCACGGCAGCACUGGGCGUAGAGGAAAUACAGGACGCGACACAGGCGGCAUACUAUGCCCCUCAACAUAUCCAGCACCUCGGCGGGGUCGUCCGGGUAGUACAGCUGUGCGGUGUUGUUGGCGAAGUCGACGGAGUAGGGGUAGGCGGCGAGGUCAAAGCCGCGGCCGUGGCCCUGUAUGGUUACGAGCAAUGA